AUGCCUUCCCCCGCUUUCCUCCAUUCCUCCAAUAACGGCCCACCGCAUUCCCGAACCUCUACGAAACCACCUCCUGUGCAGGCUACAACAAUGCUGCCACUCCAAUACAUCGACCACCCAUCCUUUCCCUCAACCGCACCUCUCAACCACCCACAUAUCCUCAACAGCGAAGCGAACAACUCCUCGGUCCCCACCAAGAACCUCUGCCUAUGCGACGCCAUCGCCACCCUCCUCCACAACCUCGAGUCCAAGCUGCCCGGCGCCCUCGAGGCCCUCUUGAACACCGCAGUCAAGUCCUUCAAGUUCACGCGCCUUUCCAACCGGGGAGAAGGCGGGGUCAUGAAUCCUCAAAUGGAUCUAAUGAUAUGGCGCGAGGGACCACUAGUCAUCGCCGGCUUCUUCAACAAGUUCCCCGAUUCCAUAGAAUGGGAAGCCGUCACCAAGGCCACUAUCCAAGCCAACGGCAGAUGGCACGCUACUUGGGGCGCACGAGCUGCAUACACCAAGCAUCCGCUAGAAGGGAGUUUCCCGCUCGAGAGUCUCUCGCCCCGUGGCUUCCUCCAAAUCAAUUCUCCGCUGUUUCUGGAUUGUAAUCCGUAUAGGAGGAAAGAGGCACGGGAGGUGCAUAGGAGCUUGGGCGAAGCGAUCUACGGGAAUAAGCUUUGGGAGGACGACGACGACCCACUCUUUCAGGUUGUGGUCGACGGCAAGGAGAUCAGGGAGAGGAAGGGCGGUGGAGGGUCAAGGGGAACGGACCGGUGUGCGUUCGUAGCGCCGAGAGAUCAUGAAGGAAGAUAUUGACGA
This is a messenger RNA of Trematosphaeria pertusa, 804 nucleotides long. RefSeq lists its product as uncharacterized. Bases 1 to 801 code for a protein of 266 amino acids. Lineage: Eukaryota; Fungi; Ascomycota; Dothideomycetes; Pleosporales; Trematosphaeriaceae. The transcript is spliced from 2 exons. The record is from RefSeq and is a predicted model, not a curated record.